GGAAAAUAAGCUGAUUUCGAUUAUCCUUAAACUAUAUAAAAAUGGGAUCCACUCCUAGUUUACCUGUCUGUGAUCCCCGGACAAGUUUUCUCCACGGUGUUUCCCCUUCCAUUCUGUGAGUUAGUCUGUUGUAGCAGUCUUGUAUUUCAGCUAAAGAAUGUACAUUAACUCUUAUAUUAAAGCAGAACAUAAAAGGACAUAAAGGAAUUGUAAUACCAAAACAGUACAAAUGAGCUUUUAAAUGCCCAGUGUAUACAGAAGCGCCUAGUACGUUGAGGGACCACCCAGGUGUUCUGUUUUUCAGCAGUAAUGAAGUUGAUUCCUUUCAGAGUUUGUAGAAAUGUCGUUAAUUCUCUUAACUCCUUUGUGGUGCUCAACUAGUCUAGUUUUUUUCCUCAUCAGUUCCUUUUGGCGUUUGCUAAUAUCACCAAAAGCGCUUGCUCAUGAAGUUGCAUAUUUGUGGCCCUGAAACACUGCAGAUAAUUAAACUACCAGAAUCCUAGAGGCCUGGUUUUGGUGCUUCGAAGUCUCAUUGACUCUUCCCUCAGGUUGACCCUCCACUCUGUUCCUGUAUACAAGAGAGAUUAAAAGAUGAAACGAGGAGGAAGAGAUAGUGACCAUAGCUCAUCUGAAGAGGGUACUGCAGAGAAAUCAAAGAAACUGAGGACUACAAAUGAGCAUUCUCAGACAUGUGACUGGGGUAAUCUCCUUCAAGACAUUAUUCUCCAAGUAUUUAAAUAUUUGCCUCUUCUUGACCGGGCUCAUGCUUCACAAGUUUGCCGUAACUGGAAUCAGGUAUUUCACAUGCCUGACUUGUGGAGAUGUUUUGAAUUUGAACUGAAUCAGCCAGCUACAUCUUAUUUGAAAGCUACACAUCCAGAGUUGAUCAAACAGAUUAUUAAAAGACAUUCAAACCAUCUACAGUAUGUCAGCUUCAAGGUGGACAGCAGCAAAGAAUCAGCUGAAGCAGCUUGUGAUAUUUUAUCGCAGCUUGUGAAUUGCUCUUUAAAAACACUUGGACUUAUUUCAACUGCUCGGCCAAGCUUUAUGGAUUUACCAAAGUCUCACUUUAUCUCUGCACUCACAGUUGUGUUUGUAAACUCCAAAUCCCUGUCCUCGCUUAAGAUAGAUGAUACUCCAGUAGAUGAUCCAUCCCUCAAAGUACUAGUGGCCAACAACAGUGAUACUCUCAAGUUGCUAAAAAUGAGCAGCUGUCCUCAUGUCUCUCCAGCAGGUAUCCUUUGUGUGGCUGAUCAAUGUCAUGGCUUACGAGAACUGGCUCUGAACUACCACUUACUAAGUGAUGAAUUGCUACUUGCUCUGUCUUCUGAAAAACAUGUUCGAUUAGAACAUUUGCGUAUUGAUGUAGUCAGUGAGAAUCCUGGACAGACACACUUCCAUACUAUCCAGAAGAGCAGCUGGGAUGCUUUCAUCAAACAUUCACCCAAAGUUAACUUAGUUAUGUAUUUUUUUUUAUAUGAAGAGGAAUUUGACCCAUUCUUUCGUUAUGAAAUACCUGCUACUCAUCUUUACUUUGGGAGAUCAGUAAGCAAAGAUGUGCUUGGCCGUGUGGGAAUGACUUGCCCUAGACUAGUUGAACUAGUAGUGUGUGCUAAUGGAUUACGGCCACUUGAUGAAGAGUUAAUUCGUAUUGCAGAACGUUGUAAAAAUUUGUCAGCUAUUGGACUAGGGGAAUGUGAAGUCUCAUGUAGUGCCUUUGUUGAGUUUGUGAAGAUGUGCGGUGGUCGCUUGUCUCAGUUGUCCAUUAUGGAAGAAGUAUUAAUUCCUGACCAAAAGUAUAGUUUGGAGCAGAUUCACUGGGAAGUGUCCAAGCAUCUUGGUAGGGUGUGGUUUCCUGACAUGAUGCCCACUUGGUAAGAACCAUUUUAGGGCAUGAUGAAUACCAUCUUAACUUAAACAAAUGUAUUGUAAUAAAAGUUUAUUUGCUAUAGUUCUAAUUCUAUAUUUUGUGGCACAAAAAUUGCUAUCUCCAGUGAAUAUACACGGAUUAUUUAUUGGAAGACCUAUGAAUAAGUUUUGGUCAGGAAAACUCCAUUUGUUUCUUUAGUUUAAUAGCAAUUAAAUCUCUGAAAAGUACAAGAAAAAAGUGUUUCAUAGUUGAAAGUAAUAACUAGUUAUAGAGAGUAAACAAUUCAGUCUUAUGGAAAUAAAAACCUAUAUAAUAUCCAACAAGUAUAUGCUUAUAGGUUUUUUGAAAUGUUAUGUUCUCUAUGCAUUUUUUAAAAAAUGUAAACUUGACAUUUUUAGGGUCUUCAGUUAUACAUACACCUGUUAUAAGGUGUUUAAUAUAGCUCAGGAAAGUGAGCAUUUUGUGAGAAAUAAUGUAGGAUAUACAGUAUCGUAUCUAAUGAAAAAAGUUGGUUGAAUGUUCUCAAAUGUUACAAGCCUAUUUAAAAUGAGUGUAUAUAAUUGGAACACUUAGAAAACUGUUAAAUGUCACACAGUGAUUGUAGAAAGACAACACACAGAGCCAAGAUCAAAUUAAAAUAAAUGGGAUAGAAGGGAGGCAGGUAUUUAGCUUUGUAUAAACUUUUAGAUUUCCUCUAUAAUCUGCAAAAUCGUGUAAGUUCUCUUUUGUGAUAUGUUACUUUGUGUGUGGCACUUGAGGCACUGUAAGUAAAAUAAGGAAUGCCUUA
Fukomys damarensis (Damara mole-rat) is the source of this 2657-nucleotide messenger RNA. RefSeq names its product F-box and leucine rich repeat protein 3 (gene Fbxl3). The transcript has 5 exons. Gene Ontology annotation, molecular function: protein binding. Gene Ontology annotation, biological process: entrainment of circadian clock by photoperiod; SCF-dependent proteasomal ubiquitin-dependent protein catabolic process; G2/M transition of mitotic cell cycle. Lineage: Eukaryota; Metazoa; Chordata; Mammalia; Rodentia; Bathyergidae. The record is from RefSeq and is a predicted model, not a curated record. Gene Ontology annotation, cellular component: cytosol; nucleus; SCF ubiquitin ligase complex. Bases 592 to 1878 code for a protein of 428 amino acids.